UGUCUGGUGAGUUGUUCGUUGUUGCUGAACAAAAGAACUGCAAUAUAAUCUUCUGUAUCAAAACUGAUCUCAGGAACUGUGAUGCAUCAUGUGCUUCAAGCCAAAUAAAUUCAGAGCGUAUUGAAUCUAUUUUAGAAAUAAUGUAUUGUUGAACCAUAUUUUUUCUAUUAGAUCAUCAUCAAGCUUCACUCUUGUAUACAGUAAUAUGUUCAUGUGCAUAUGUGAAAAUAUUGAGACACUUUAGACAAUUUGAGAAUUAGCAACCUUUGCAUAUAUAAGAAACCAUUAAUGUAUGAAACUGUUUUAGAACAAGCGAUGAUCAGUUAUCUGUCAGGAAGGAUUCAAAAGGGUUCACUUGUGUGUUCAGUAGAAAGAAAUGAUCCACUCCGAGAAAUUUGUUUAUGAACGGAUAAAUUCGAUAUCAAAAGGCAAGCUAUGGUCCAUUUUUCGAAUAAUAAUAAUUUAAUUCAUCUGAUAAAACUCUGUAAACCGUAUUAAGAUCAGACAUGUUUGGUGAAAUGAAUAAGAAUAACUGCCUUCUAUGUAUGACUUCUUUCCUAGUGUAAAUCACACUUAAUAGAACUUUAAAAAAUCUUACGGGUUUUCAUUUUACCAACGACUUACUGUCCAACUAAAUAAAAUUAUAAUCCCUACAUUCUGUUCAGACAGGUGAUGAAUAAAACGUCAUUAAAUCAAACCCAAAUAGUGUACGACCGAACACCUGAAUUCAAAAUUCCAAACAACACCUUUCCUAUGUAUUCAACUCCGCUCCACUCAUCGAAUUCAGUUAAAUGCAGUGAACUCUGUCAGUACGACAUACCAAACAUAUCACUUAAUUUGGCUACUUUAUCGCUAGAAGACUAUGACAAAACUCCAAAAACUGAUAUCUCAACAAUGAGAAAUCGAUAUUCUCGAAAAAGCUUACUUUGCAAAUUACCGGUCUCCGAUUGUUCACAUAGAAGGAAUUCGUAUGUGGAAUGGUCUCACCAUGAUUUUACUAAUGAUGAUCAUUGGCGGAUUGUACGCUAUUAUUUUGUUGAAUCUAAACAUUUACAAAUGAAUAGAAAGGCUUAUUUAGAUGAUGGAGUGAAUCAUUCCACCGGGUUAUAUCGUAUUUAUAUUGAUGAAAACGGCAAUAAAUAUUCAUUUUUUUAAUCAGUUGUAUUAUUUUCGAACAAUUAAUUUGUAUAAAAUUUGAUAGUAGUUUUAUUUUAAACAUUAUUUAUAGCAUAACUAAUGUAUUUUCGAAAUGGCUUUUAUGAAAUAAACACUCUAAACUUCUUAGUGUUUUUGAAA
This is a messenger RNA of Schistosoma bovis, 1296 nucleotides long. NCBI's taxonomy places the organism in Eukaryota, Metazoa, Platyhelminthes, Trematoda, Strigeidida, Schistosomatidae. The record is from the annotation of a GenBank genome assembly.